AUGGAUGAUGACGGUGACGAUGACUAUGACAAUGAUAAAUGUUUACUAAUUUUAUUGCUAACAAGCCGUAUGCUGCAACAUCUCAAUGUAGUGGCAGUGGCAGUAUCAACAACCAAUCAGCAUCAUCCUCAUCAUCAUCUCAAUUCGCAUGCGUAUUCAUAUCUACGAAAUAAAGCGAACGAUAAUAAUCCGAGCAAAACUUAUAAUGUCUAUGACAAGGAAGCCAAUGAGGAGUAUAAUUUAUAUCAACAAUCACCUGGCGAGGGGAUACAAUUGAAAAUUGGCUCUCAACAGCAGCAACAAUAUCCACAAGAGAACACUCAACAGCAUCGAUAUCAUUAUCAGCAACAAAACGAACAAACCAAUCAACCCAAAUCCCCUUACUCAUCUCUUCACUACAAUACAUUAAAACAUCUCAGCGAUGCCACACACAAUGAUGUGGAUAUUGUUUACCACCAACCCACCAAUAGCCACAGCCACAGCAACAACAACCAACAAAUGGAAUCCACACAACAAGAAAAACCCUCGUUGUUGGAUCAGCUGAAAAGUCAGGCCCAGGAUUUGAGUGAAGGUUAUGCCACAUUUUUGCAAGAUCAAGAAAAUGAUGAAAGUUACCAUGAUGACAAUUCGUCGCGCAAGGAGCCUCAACCGCAACAGGUUGAAUCUCAGCUUGCAAAUCCUCAGCAGUUGCAUUAUCAAAAAUUACAACAACAGCUCCCAGACUCGGCUCGUACAAAUUUGUCCCCACCAGCAGCAACAACAGCCAUACCAUAUACCACCUCCCCCGGUAUUAAGCAGGUAAACAUACACCAUCAGUCGCAGCAACGGCAACAACAACCCGUAAUUGUGUCACACGCAACUGGCAACGAAGCAUCACUUGCAUUGCAACGGCUGACUAUAACACCACCAGCACCACCCUCAGCACCCCUACCCCAUCAUCCCCAACACCAGCACCACCACCAUCACCCAGGAAUGCCACCGAAAUUUGCUAAUCACCCAGCUCGUCAACCAGCCGUAGUUUAUGGUCCACCACCGCCACCACUCACCCUACCCCCACUCGGCCACUCACGACAUUCUAAACAAGUCAUAUAUGCACCGAUGCGUUUUGUUUAUGAUCGCCAAUUGCCCUACUCUGCGAAAACAUUUCCCUAUCCACCAUCUUUUAUAAGCCUAACCACCACCGAGAGGCCCCUCAAAGAGAAAACUCCUCCACAAUUUUACCACAACAAUCAUAAAUCGGCCUAUCAAAAAAUACCCGAUUUUUGGGGAAAUCGUCCUGCAAAGUCCCUAUUGGAUUCCUAUAUACCCAGUUGGCAGGUGGUGAAAAUGUUGGAAGAAUAUCGCCAGAAACAAGGAGCCGGAACCCAAUCGCCGAAUUUGCAAACUUUGGCGUUGCCAUAUCAUCAUCAUCGAAAUUUCAAGCGGAAUGUUGCCACCAACAACCAGGGGAAAAUGAAAUUGUGA
Messenger RNA from Musca vetustissima, 1464 nucleotides. Its product is annotated as transcription factor SPT20 homolog. Lineage: Eukaryota; Metazoa; Arthropoda; Insecta; Diptera; Muscidae. The transcript is spliced from 4 exons. The coding region runs from base 1 to 1464 and encodes 487 amino acids. The record is from RefSeq and is a predicted model, not a curated record.